Molecule: messenger RNA, 1892 nt
Organism: Cyprinodon tularosa
Lineage: Eukaryota; Metazoa; Chordata; Actinopteri; Cyprinodontiformes; Cyprinodontidae
Product: neuropilin and tolloid-like protein 1
Exons: 10
Coding region: 135-1811 (558 amino acids)
Molecular function (GO): protein binding
Source: RefSeq, a predicted model, not a curated record
CCUUGUCGCAUCUAUGAUUUAUGAUGAGAGGCGCAACAGUAUGUUUUAUCGCAUUGAAGGAGAUGAAGUCCCCCUCCUGCAUCUUGUUUAAUGAAGCCAUGUGAGACAGAUCUGCGCAUCUUUGGGGAUCAGACAUGGUGCACAAACUUCUCCUCCCCAUCGUCAUAGCAGCCAGCCUUAUCCCACCUGAGACCUGUAAUUCAACAGCAAACAUGAAAAAGACUCAAGUGAAAAACAAUUCAGGUGUGACCCCGGCUGGACAGUGUGGAACAUGGGUCAAAGAGUCUAGUGGAGGGUUCUUCACCUCCCCAAAUUACCCUGAGAAAUACCCACCUGAGAGGGAAUGUGUCUACAUUAUAGAAGCUUCACCUCGGCAGUGCAUUGACCUGUUCUUUGAUGAGAAAUACUCCAUUGAGCCAUCCUGGGAGUGUCGGUUUGACCACAUUGAAAUCCGUGAUGGGCCGUUUGGCUUCUCUCCAAUCAUUGGACGGUACUGCGGGCAGGAGAGCCCUGCUUAUAUCCGCUCCAGUGGGAGGUACCUGUACAUCAAGUUUGUGGCUGAUGGUGAACUGGAGGCCAUCGGCUUUUCAGCCCGGUAUAAUUUUACACAAGAUCCUGAGUUUGACGAAAUUGGAGAAUUGCCAGUUCUACCAGCUUGUGACUUUGAGCUAAGUGGUUCAGAGGGCUUUGUAGAAUCGAUACAGAUAAGCAAAGAAGGCAGAGCACAGCUGACUGAAGCAGUGGACUGCAGGUGGUACAUCAGAGCCCCGCCUAGAGCAAAGAUCUACAUGCGUUUUCUAGAGUAUGAAAUGCACAACUCAAACGAAUGCAAACGCAACUUUGUCGCCAUCUAUGAUGGGAGCAGUGGAGUGGAGCACCUGAGGAACAAGUUUUGCUCCACAGUGGCUAAUGAUGUCAUGCUGGUGACCUCUGUGGGUGUGGUGAGACUCUGGGCUGAUGAGGGGAGCAGGAAAAGCAGAUUUAAGAUCCUCUUCACAACUUUCCAUGAACCUCCAUGUGAGGGAGACUCCUUCUUUUGCCACAACAACAUGUGCAUCAACAAUACACUUGUCUGCAAUGGUGUCCAGAACUGUGUUUACCCAUGGGAUGAGAAUCGUUGCAAAGAAAAGAGAAAGGCCAGCAUUUUGGAUACGCUGGACAACACUAACCUCACAAUCAUUGGAGUAACCUGCGGCCUGGUUGUCAUCCUGCUCAUUAUUUCUUUCAUCAUUCAGAUCAAGCAGCCUCGCAAGAAAUAUGUCAUCCGCAGAGAUGACUUUGAUCCAGCUCUCCUACAGCCUAGUUUUGAACCCCCACACUAUGAGCUUUGUACCAUACGUCGGGCCCCUUCUGGUGACUUGACUGAUGCCGCACUGGCAGACGACUUCGAAAAGUUCCACAAAUUAAGGCGCUCAGAAAGCAAAUGCAUCCGCGACCACCACUGCGGCUCUCACCAUGGCAGCAUCCAUGGCAGCAUCCACGGUAGCCGGAGCAACCUGAGCCUGAGGGAUGCCACGAUUGCACCUGAUGGGGGGCCUACUAUACCUCCGAUGUCACCGAUGAUGGUGAAGCAAAUGUCUCCGCACGUCUCUCACCAUAACACUCCGGCAGGUCGACGGAGCAUCCUGGUCAUGAAGCAUAGCUACUCACAGGAUGCAGCAGAAGCAUACAGGGCAGAGGACGAAGAGGAUGAUUUAAUGAUGGAUGUUGGUCCAACCACCAGCCAGCACCACAUGCACCACCACCAGAUUCAUCAUGGCUCUUCAGGGUUAGACCACGUUUUCCAUCGUGCUCUGUCAAAUGACUUCUAAUUUAUUGCAAACAGGAUAGAAGUUUCAUCUCAAAUGAUUUUUUAAAAUUCAAAAAUGUAUAAAAAAAAAAAGAGGACAUUG